GGAAGGUCAAUGAGGAGGCGUUUGAGAUUAUGGAUUGGGCUGUUAAGGAAGCGAGGAGGGCGGAAAUCAGGAUAUUUGCGCCAUUUACUGACAACUACGACUACUACCAUGGAGGAAAGUUCGUGUUUUUGAGGUGGAGGGGGAUUGAUGUGCCGAGCCAGAACCUUGAUGAAAGGGUCCAGCAGUUCUACACAAACAGAACUAUCAUCGAGGACUUCAAGAACUAUAUCAAAAUCAUCUUGACUCACCGUAAUCAAUUCACUAACCUCACUUACGCUCAAGACCCAACAAUCUUCGCCUACGAGACUGGCAACGAGCUCGGCGGCCCCGUUUUUGGAGACAAGAAUGUGCCCGCGGAAUGGACACAGGAAAUAACUAACUACAUCAAACAGAUUGCACCGAAAAAGCUCACUGUUGACGGGACGUACGGCAUCAACGAGAGUCACUUGAACAUUAGCAGCGUCGACAUCUAUUCGGAUCACUUCUAUCCCAUGGAUGUGGAUAAGCUGUCGAAAGGCGUUGCGGCCGUUGAGAAGGCGGAGAAAGUGUACUUCGCUGCUGAGUAUGGAUGGACGCCAGAGUCGCAGACGAAGACGAAGAUGGACGAGUUUUUCAAGUGGAUCGAAGAUCGAAAUGGAGAGAACAGCACGAGCCCGGUCGUGGUCGGGGAUCACUUCUGGAGUUUGUUCGGCCGUAACGUGCCAGACUGUUCAUCCUUUGUCGAGCACAGUGAUGGCUUCACGCUGCAUUACGACGAUCCGAAGAACCCAGCAAACUACACCGAGCAGAUUGUCAAAAUCCGUCAGCAUCUGUUCAAGAUGCAGGGUAAGGAGGUAGGACAAGAUAUGCCUUCGGUGCCUUGUCCGGAGCAGUAGAAGAGAUCCGGGGUCGGUGGCAGAAAAUUGUCCGAAGAAAAUGAAUGCUCCCUAGCU
Messenger RNA from Trematosphaeria pertusa, 932 nucleotides. Its product is annotated as glycoside hydrolase family 5 protein. The coding region runs from base 30 to 875 and encodes 281 amino acids. Gene Ontology annotation, molecular function: hydrolase activity, hydrolyzing O-glycosyl compounds. Lineage: Eukaryota; Fungi; Ascomycota; Dothideomycetes; Pleosporales; Trematosphaeriaceae. The transcript is spliced from 6 exons. The record is from RefSeq and is a predicted model, not a curated record.